This is a messenger RNA of Phragmites australis (common reed), 2563 nucleotides long. Its product is annotated as serine/threonine-protein kinase STY8-like. The transcript is spliced from 20 exons. Gene Ontology annotation, cellular component: autophagosome; cytoplasm. The record is from RefSeq and is a predicted model, not a curated record. Gene Ontology annotation, molecular function: ATP binding; protein serine/threonine kinase activity. NCBI's taxonomy places the organism in Eukaryota, Viridiplantae, Streptophyta, Magnoliopsida, Poales, Poaceae. Gene Ontology annotation, biological process: autophagosome organization; autophagy; peptidyl-serine phosphorylation. The coding region runs from base 339 to 2381 and encodes 680 amino acids.
CUUCUCUGCUCCUCCUCGUCUUCCCUCACGUCGCUUCUCCGCCGCUUGGAUUGGACCUCACCCCGCCGGCGACGUCACCGGGAAGGACCAAACUGCCCCUACCUCUCGGCCUCUAUAAAUACCGGGCCGCCGCCUGCCUCCAGAAGAUCCUGCCGCAACCGCCAAAAGGUCCCCUCGGAAUCCCCCGCCCGCCCAUUUCGCCGUCGUAAUCGGACUCCCUCCCUCUCUCUCUCUCUCUAUCACGCCGCUGCUGCCUUCUCCGCCCCUCUUAAACCCUAGGCCCGACCCAGUGGACGUCGCUAUGGCGGCUCCGUAGGCGGCAGCGCGGCGCCGCGGAGAUGGACGAGGAUGACCUGGAGGAGGGCGUGGGCGAGAGCUGCUGGCCACACGGGGGCGCCACCGCCAUCGCGCGAGGAGUCUCGGGCGGCGGCGGGUACACCGACGUCCGGAAGGAGAUCUACGACCGCCUCAUGGAGAGUGGCAACGAGGAGGCUACCUCCGACCCCAACUUCAAAGACCAGCUCGACCGCCACUUCGAAAGACUUCCGGCGAGCUAUUCCAUCGAUUUGAACGUCGACAAGGCGGAGGACGUGCUGCUGCACCGCAGGAUUCUCAACGAGUGCGCCGACCCUGACAAGCGGCCGGUCUUCCAUGUCCGUUUCUUGAGGUGCAUCCAGGUUUCGGCGGACUCAGAAGACAAGCCACAAGGUUCGUCUCCGAGGGAAAACGGUAAUUGUGGGGGCUCUCUCACUUCGACUCUCAGAGAUGGUGAAUUCAGAGGAUCUGAGCCAUACGAAAGGAUGAUGGGAGACCUGAGUUUAGAGAGAAGAAAAGGUUUGGAUGACUCUGAGGCCAGUUCUGCAAGGAGAGAUGUGCAAAUCCUCCGUCUUCAUGAAGUUAUUUUUUCUACCAUCGACAAGCCAAAGCUCCUUAGUCAGCUAUCUGCGUUGCUGUCUGAACUUGGAUUGAAUAUUCGUGAAGCUCAUGUUUUCUCAACAACAGAUGGCUUUUGUUUGGACGUGUUUGUUGUUGAUGGCUGGGAUACAGAGGAGACAGAUGGUUUGCUACAAAAUCUCAAGGAGACAGCGGCACGCAAUCAUGCCUCCUUGUCUAAUCCAACAAAUUCCGCAGCCUCAGAGAGAAUACUUGAGCUGCAAGAGAAGAUUGGAGAUUCGGAUUUCGACAGGAGUUUAUUGCAAAUUAAGGAGAAGAUUGCAUCUGGAUCUUCUGGCGACCUAUAUCGAGGAACUUAUCAUGGUGUGGAUGUUGCAAUAAAAUUCCUCAGAACCGAGCAUGUUAACGAUUCUUCAAAGGUGGAGUUUUUACAAGAAAUAAUGAUAUUAAGUGAGGUUAUUCCCAGGAGUGUUAAUCAUGAAAAUGUCGUUCGAUUUUACGGGGCAUGCACAAAGCAGAGGAAGUAUCUCAUUGUUACAGAAUAUAUGCCUGGAGGUAAUCUAUAUGACUUUCUUCACAAGCAAAACAACACUUUGGAGCUCCCCAUGAUUCUUAGGAUUGCUAUUGGCAUCUCAAAGGGGAUGGAUUAUUUGCACCAGAAUAACAUCAUCCAUAGAGACUUGAAGACUGCCAAUUUGCUAAUUGGUUCAACUCAAGUUGUAAAGAUUGCCGACUUUGGUGUCUCAAGGGUAUCUCAAGAGGGAGAGAUGACUGCCGAAACUGGUACCUACAGAUGGAUGGCACCUGAGGUAAUAAACCAUAAGCCUUAUAAUCAUAAGGCAGAUGUCUUCAGCUUUGCUGUUGUUCUAUGGGAAUUGGUCACUUCAAAGAUCCCAUACGAAAAUCUGACACCCUUGCAAGCAGCAUUGGGAGUAAGGCAGGGAAUGCGCUUGGAGAUCCCCUCAUGGGUGCAUCCGGGACUGUCUAAAUUGAUUCGACAGUGCUGGGAUGAAAAUCCUAACGUGCGUCCCUCUUUCUCAGAGAUUACUAUAGAACUGGAAGAUAUAUUACGGCAUGUUCAGAAUAUCCUUCUCUCUUCUCCUGACAGCGAUGCGAUCCUCAAGAUAUCUGAUUUUGGCCUUGCAAGGGUUCUUCGUCCUGGGGAGUAUGCAGACAUAGCUUGUGGUUCUUGUUUGUACAUGGCCCCAGAAGUCAUGCUAUUUCAAAAGUACGAUGAAAAGGUAGAUAUGUGGAGUAUCGGUGCAAUCCUAUUUGAGCUCUUGAAUGGCUAUCCGCCAUUUCGUGGUAGAAGCAAUGUCCAGUUACUUCAAUGCAUAAACACAAGUACAUCUCUUUCGUUCUCGAAACCUUUGUUGUCCAGCUUGCAUCCUGAUUCUGUUAAUAUAUGCACCAGACUACUGUGCGCUAAUCCAGUGAAAAGGCUGUCCUUCCAAGAAUUCUUCAACCACAGCUUCUUCGGAGUAUAAAUGGACUGAGGGAGACAGGGGAGCUCAGCAACAUCAUCUGAAGCUCAGUUUGGUUGGAUUUGUUUGUUGUACUUGAGUGCACGUUAACCUUGGCUGUCAAGCUUCAGGGCUUGUUUCUUAUAAAGCAGGGCUAAUCCCUUUCUGUACACAAAACGAGGAAGGAAUACAUUUGCAUUUUUCUA